Erythranthe guttata (spotted monkey flower) is the source of this 680-nucleotide messenger RNA. RefSeq lists its product as uncharacterized. Lineage: Eukaryota; Viridiplantae; Streptophyta; Magnoliopsida; Lamiales; Phrymaceae. The record is from RefSeq and is a predicted model, not a curated record.
AAAAAUGGGUAGCGGAAGUUCGCCGUGCGCCUCAUGCAAACUACUCCGGCGGCGGUGCGCGAAGGACUGCAUAUUCGCGCCGUAUUUCCCCUCCGACGACCCUCACAAGUUCGCCAUUGUUCAUAAGGUUUUCGGUGCUAGCAACGUGAGCAAAAUGUUGCAGGAGCUUCCGGUGCAUCAAAGAGGCGAUACGGUGAGUAGCCUAGUGUACGAGGCGAAUGCUAGAGCGAGAGAUCCGGUGUACGGUUGCGUAGGGGCGAUAUCGUACUUACAGAACCAAGUGGCUCAGCUCCAGAUGCAGCUGGCUAUGGCUCAAGCCGAGAUGCUUUGCAUUCAGAUGCAGGCGCAGGCGCAGGAGCAAAACCAUCAUAAUCAGAGUAUUAAUCAGCUGCAGCUGCAUCAGGCGCCGCUGUUGCUGCUUGAUCAGACGGCUGAUAUUGAUGUUGGUGAUGACAAGUCAACGUCGUCGUUUUACCUGCAGAAUCAUCAUCAGCUGCUCAACUUCGCGGCGGCGAAUUCUAAUAUUAACGCUAAUACUAAUAAUAAUAAUGUGAUUUAUGAUUCUUUUAAGAAAGAAUCGCUGUAUGGUUAUGAUAUGGUUUCUUAAUUUAAUAAAUUAAUUUUGGAGGUUUGAUUUCGUUAAUUAAUUCUCAUUUAAUUUAUUACUUGUUUUUGUAAUU